AUGCUUCUUCGUUGCGGGCGCAUCUGCACAUACCCAAAUGAGACGCUAAAGCACGCCUUCAUCAACGCCUCUGAUUUCAAAAUAUCAUUACUUUCGUUUGAUAAAUCACUGGUUGAACAUAUUUGUCAUCCAUUCAACAAUUUGGUGGAUUCUGUUGCAUAUUCCAACAAUUUAUUGAUUGUUGGAGCGUCUAAGUCAUCAAAGGGCCAAUUAAGUAUUUAUAAAAUUAAUUUGGAUGGGUCUAGUUUCGAUACAAUAAACACUUUUGGUGAAACGUUGGGUAGACCUGUUAGAAUUUUGCCUUCCAAAGACAACAUAAUAGUACUACACUCACUUGGAAUAUCUAUUUAUAACUGUAUCAGUAAUAAUAGCUAUAAAAAAGUUAACCAUAUAAGCAGCACAUUUAAUCAAAUCGCAAUCAGUUCGCACAGGCCAAACACGAUAGCCACGGCAAAUCAGUUGGUCGAGCUUCUGGAUUUGAGAAAUAGUAGCUUGUUUACUGGAAUUAAAACUGGAUAUUGUCAUCGAGGCAAUAUCACAUAUGUAGAUUUUAACCCAAAUGCGGAGAAUGCAAUAGUAACAAGCGGUAUUGAUGGACAUUUGGCCUUUUGGGACAUACGAAAAUUUGAGCGGCCACUUAAGAUUGGAAAAAUAAGUGAUAAUUGGAUAACCUCCGCAAUACAUAAUCCGUUCCAUGACCAAUUACUUAUUGCUACUGAUACAAGUGGCUGUGUAAAGUUGAUAACCUGUGAAUUUGAAAAAAUUAGUACCACCAGAGUCAAAUCGCCAGUAUACAAUGCUUGCUGGAGCUGCACAGAUACCUGGACCUAUGCCUUCCAAGAUGAAUCGUACCAAUCGAAUGGGUUUCAAAAAGUAACUGUGCCAAGGGAAACCAAAUAUAAUAUUUUACUGGGUGAUUCGAUAAAAACAUUGUAA
This is a messenger RNA of Babesia microti strain RI, 936 nucleotides long. RefSeq names its product Protein tssc1 homolog. Gene Ontology annotation, biological process: protein ubiquitination. The transcript has 6 exons. Bases 1 to 936 code for a protein of 311 amino acids. Gene Ontology annotation, molecular function: protein binding. The record is from RefSeq and is a predicted model, not a curated record. Lineage: Eukaryota; Apicomplexa; Aconoidasida; Piroplasmida; Babesiidae.